Molecule: messenger RNA, 2917 nt
Organism: Colius striatus (speckled mousebird)
Lineage: Eukaryota; Metazoa; Chordata; Aves; Coliiformes; Coliidae
Gene: MTCH1
Product: mitochondrial carrier 1
Exons: 11
Coding region: 20-1219 (399 amino acids)
Biological process (GO): positive regulation of apoptotic process
Cellular component (GO): membrane; mitochondrion
Source: RefSeq, a predicted model, not a curated record
CUGCCCCCGGAGUGGUUUCAUGGGUAAACAAGAAAUCGAUUCUCAGCCCCAUUCCCGUGCCGUGGGGCAGGGCCGGGAGCAGCCGCUGCUGCACACACGGCAGCGUGGGGCCGCGGUGACUGUCCCCACUGCCCCCCUCCCCAAAAACGGCGCCUUGGGUUGCACCCGGGGGCUGCAGCUGGCGUUUAUUGCACAGCCGCUGCCACAGCCCCGCCUGGGCAUCCCUCCGCAGCCGGGGAAGGCUGAGGCGCUGCUGCCCUCGGGCGGCUCAGCACGGCAUGGCACGGUACGGCACGGUAUGACACGGCAUGGCAUGGCACGGCAUGGCACGGUCGGGCACGAGCCGCUGCCUCCGGUCGUUGGAAGAAAUGUGCUGGGAAGGAAAGUGCUGUACCUGCCCGGCUUCUUCACCUACGCCAGACACAUCGUGGAGGUGGAUGGGAAGAGAGGCCUGUUCCGUGGCCUGACUCCUCGCCUCAUCUCAAGCACUUUGUCGACCAUCACCAGGGGGAGUGUGAAGAAGGCCUUUCCACUGGAGGACAUGGAGCACGUUUCCAACAGGGAUGAUGUGAAGACCUCCCUGAGGAAAGUGGUGAAAGAGGACAGGGCCUGCAGGUGCAGGUGCAGGUGUUUCAUGCAGGUGGGGUUUUGUUCCUCCCCUCCCCAGACAUCUCACGAGAUGAUGAUGCAGUGUGUGUCCCGGGUCGUCUCGCAUCCGCUGCACGUGAUCUCUAUGCGCUGCAUGGUCCAGUUCGUGGGUCGGGAAGUCAAAUACAGCGGGGUGCUCGGUGCCAUUGCCAGGAUACUUAAGGAAGAGGGGAUCCUGGGAUUCUUUGUUGGGUUAGUCCCUCACAUCCUGGGGGAUGUCAUCUUCCUCUGGUGCUGCAACCUCUUGGCUCACUUCAUCAACACCUACGCGGUGGACGAUAACUUCAGCCAGGCAUCGGUGAUCCGCAGCUACACCAAGUUCGUGAUGGGGAUUGCUGUGAGCAUGCUGACCUACCCAUUCCUUCUGGUGGGAGAUCUGAUGGCAGUGAACAACUGUGGGUUACGUGCUGGCCUCCCUCCCUACGCUCCUGCCUUCGCCUCCUGGAUCCACUGCUGGAGGUAUCUCAGUGCUCAGGUGAGGGACAGGGGCACACACAGGCCCUUGGGCUCCUUCUGCUCCUUCCCAGGGUCUCCAGAGACGUGUCUGUGCUGCAUCCUUGACACACUGUAGCCCGUUUCCACCCCUCCAGCUCUGGCACUGGCACCAGGCGCCCUGUGUGAGCCUGUUGCACACUCUGAGCUUGCAGCCUGCGCAGCCUCAGGCACCCUCUGCCCCCUCCAUCAGCCAUCCCUGGGGGAAAUGCCUGACUGCAGCACACACGGGGCCAAAGCCCCACUUUCUCCUCUGUAGCACCCCACAGUGGGCACAGUCCCUGCUAAACCAGCUGCAGUUCCCUGGCAGCUCUGGGCAGCUGCCCUCUCCCCGUGCUCACUCUCGUUCUCUCUGGUGCUCAGGGGCAGCUCUUCCGUGGCUCCAGCCUCCUGUUCCGCAGAGCUCCCGCCCGCCUGCCCCCUGCCUGACCAGGACCUGAGCAGCUUGGACUCCUGAGGAAACCCAAAGCUUCUUCUGACACAUGUGUAGUUUUUGUUUCUCCUCAAUCCAAAGCCCAUGGUGCCAGAACAAGACACCUCCUCCUCCUCCAGCAAGACCAGCAACAGAUUGGCUUCUGGAGAUCUGGCUUCAGGCUCCAGCCGUACCAAAGCUCCGUCCUCAAGGCUGUCUCACCUGGGAUGUGUAGCAGAGAGAGCAGAAGGGCAUUGUCUUGUCUCUUUGGUCCAGGCUGUAGCUCAGGAGAUAUCCAGGGAACCAGAAACCGCCCAGGUACUAAAGGAGCCAGCCCUGAGGUGCAGGGACAAGAGACUGCUUCGUUCUGCUGUGGCUGAGAAGCAGCAAGAGAUCCCGGCCCAGCCUCCUGCCUCACCUGCUGCCGAGAGGGUAAAUGAUCGAGUUGCUCAUCCCAGCCAAGAUCAGCCCUGUGACCUGUCUUUAAGGUUUUGAGGGUAGCUGAGCCCCAGGAGCACACCCCUUCCCAUGGGCUGCAGCAAAGCAGAAGAGGAACCCGAGUCCCACUGCGAAGAGCAGCAGAGUCCCAGAGCGAGGGGCAGCUGGGCCCAGGGCAGUGCUGGGGCUGGGCGGGUGUCUGGCAGCAAGAGGGGCUGUGCUUGGGAUGCAGCAGAGCUGUGGGCAGGGGGCUGGCGUGGGACUGGCCCAGCCAUGCUGUGGACAGGUCCCAGCUGGCAGCACCACAAGCCCUGAGGGCUCCUGCCCAGGCCCAGCGUUGCCGUGGCCAUGGAGGAGUCGCUGGGACGGGCGCUCGGGUCCUUCCCAGCGGCACAGAAGGAACCAGCCUGGAGCUGGCUGAAAGCCCAUGAGGUGCCAGGGGCUGCUGGUGCCCAUGGGAGCACAGCUGGCUCCUGCCUGGCACAGCUCAGCAGGGCAGGAUUUAUCCCCAUCCCCCAGACAAGAUUUGCACGGGUCUGUGCUGCCGAGGCAGCCAGGCAGAUCCCCCCCUUCACUUCCCCCAAUGCAGUCUUUUGCACAGAGGUGUUGCUGCACUCCCUGGGAAGAGGUUUUGGGGUCCCUGGGGUUACUGCAGGGGCAGCAGCCGGGGUCAUAUCUCAUGCUGCUGCCCUGGAGCAGGGUUUUGAUGGCCACCUCCCAGCCAGGGCCUGCAGGACAGUGCUGGGACACACUCCCCCAGCCCCCCUCGGUGUCCUGGAGUGGAUCCUGUCUGUCCUCACCUCCUCCCAGACAGUUUGUGUCACAGUAACGGUUCAGUAAUGCAUGGCCCUGCUCCCUAACACCAGGGGUUAUUCCCAAGAGGAUUUAACUCUGCUCUAAAAUACAGCUGUAAAACAACAACUCUCA